AUGGCUCCUGACCAUGAUCGGAAACAGAAGCAGAAGGCCAGCAUCUCUGCACCGCUACCAGCCCCAGCCGAGCAAAGCCCCGAUGCUGAAGAAUAUGGCCCAAUAUUCUUUCACAAAGAAUGGGAGGAGUUCGGCUUCAUGUCAAACUUUUACCCUACCGCAUUCACAGCGCCUCAUCCCGCGUCGUGGCUGUUCGGGCAGCACGGCUUGGACUCGACCCCGGCCAGUAGCAGCACCGGAGACGAAGCACAAACGUCCAUAACAUUCCACCAUUCAGAACAAUACUACAUGUACUGCAAGGCACUGUAUUUUGGCGACGAUGACGCAGCAAGAAAGAUUGUCAACACAGUCUCGCCAACAGCAUGUAAAGACGUCGGCCGCUCCGUCAAAGGCUUCAGCGAAAAGACGUGGCGGAAGCACGAGCUUGACGUGAGAGUGAUGAAAGAAGCGCUGUGGUGGAAAUUUGGCGGCGGACAGCUGAAGUCUCUCCUUGAAAAGCCGCAAGGAGGUCUCACCGGGCCUGAGCUCAAUACGACAGAGAACAGGAUGAAUAGCCUGAACUAUUUGGGAAGGAGACUACUUGCAACUGGAGAAAGACAAUUGCUCGAGGCAGCUGGAAGUGAUAAAUACUGGGGUAUUGGAUUUAGCAUUCAGCAGGGACCUCAUCAGUAUGAGAAGUCUUGGGGGAGGAACCUGCUCGGCAAGGCUUUGAUGGGGGUUCGAGAAAGGUUGAGAAGGUUGAUCAAUGGAGAAGAGGAUGAGCAGGAGUAA
Diaporthe amygdali is the source of this 771-nucleotide messenger RNA. RefSeq lists its product as uncharacterized. The transcript has a single exon. Bases 1 to 771 code for a protein of 256 amino acids. The record is from RefSeq and is a predicted model, not a curated record. NCBI's taxonomy places the organism in Eukaryota, Fungi, Ascomycota, Sordariomycetes, Diaporthales, Diaporthaceae.